Phytophthora nicotianae INRA-310 is the source of this 534-nucleotide messenger RNA. RefSeq lists its product as hypothetical. The transcript is spliced from 3 exons. The coding region runs from base 1 to 459 and encodes 152 amino acids. The record is from RefSeq and is a predicted model, not a curated record. NCBI's taxonomy places the organism in Eukaryota, Oomycota, Peronosporomycetes, Peronosporales, Peronosporaceae. Gene Ontology annotation, cellular component: cytoplasm. Gene Ontology annotation, molecular function: calcium ion binding.
AUGAGUCAUGCUCUAACAUCCGAGGAACUCAUCGAGUUUCGAGAGAUCUUCAACCUUGUGGAUCGAGACCGUGGCGGUUCGAUCACGAAACUUGAGCUGGGAGAGUUGAUGGACACGUUGGGAAUCGACACGUCUCCGGAAGAGCUGGACCUCAUGAUCAAUGAAAUUGAUCAAGAUAGCAACGGUGAAAUCGACUUCGAUGAAUUUGUGGCAGUCAUGUCGAGGAAGGUCAACGCAACGUACACGGCUGAACAAGUAAAAAAUGCGUUCAAGGCGUUUGAAGGCAACGCAUCUGCUCCAGGAUUCAUCAAAGCCGACAAACUGUUGAUUGCUCUUACAACUUACGGAGCUGAUCGUAUCUCUCCUGAUCAAGCACAAGAGCUCAUCAGUCAGCUCGAGCCCGAUCAACACGGCAACAUCAACUACGUUGAGUAUGUGAACAUGAUGAUGUCAGAAUAAAGCCACAACUGCCGGUAGCCUUGAUAUCACACCUCGGAUGUGUUGUGUUAUGCGCUGGAGCCAUUCUGAUGCUCG